GCAUUACGAGUAACAGACCUACAGGGUGUGAUCAUCUUUACUGACAGAACACGAGCUCAUGAGUUCUGAAGUUGCAGAGUUGGAAAUGGAGAAAGUAGCUGGACAAAUGAGGGCGACGACGAGAAAAUGACCAGCGAAGGCGAUAAGUAGAUCACAGAUACUCUAGGCGGGUGGAUUUUGUGGACAAUAAAGAAGAACAGUCCAAAGCCUCCAGAACACCUGAAACAAUGCAGCGCCAGAGUCUUUGCACACGAAACAUAAUAAUAGCAAUUUAUGUCAAAAAAGUAUAACCAAGUUUUCUCUAGUAACAACGAUUUCUGUCCAGAAAGAAACGACGGGGGAAAGAUAUAAAGAACAACCCUAUGUCUCGCUCGUUUACUAGCUUUUCUAGCAAAAUAACAAAAAAGACAAACUCUUAUGAGCCAGCCUUUCGUCAAAAUGACAGAAGGAAGAGUGGUAUGCCCACACAACUCUCGCAAUCUUCUCGUCUCGCUCGUUAGUCUCCGAGACUUGCUCCCCGAACGCCACCUUGAGGAUCUCCUGCAAUCUGUCUCCGAUAAAAAGAUCGUUUACAGUGCGCCGGGGCAGCUGGCGGUAAGACUCAUUACUCAUAUUUCUAGCUAACCUUUUAUUUUUCUCUUGUCUUCCGACAUUUGUGAGGAAUUUAAAACAUCUGAGUGCUGUGCUGCCGUCUGGCACUGCACUCUCCACGCUGCUAGGUAGACAGAAGGCGCACGUGCACAGGAAAGUUAGGUUGGUGUGCUGCUGGCUGGAGAAAACCUUUGUGCUGAGGUCUCUUCGGAUGCGAAUGAAGACGACGUAAGCAAGGUUCAAGGACCUAAGGCACGUGCAGACAACACGUGUAAAUAAUUUAUGAGAUGAAAGCUAUCCCUGAGGUCGUCAUCAUCGUUCUGUCUGGACUCCCUGCGAUCUGCUUGGGUUUUGGAGGCAGGGAAAAUUCCUUUGUUAUCUGUUCGUCCCGAAAUUAUACCUGUGACGAUGGCGGGUGCGUUGACGAGGCCUUCUUCUGCGACGGCAAAGAGGACUGCCAUGAUGGCAGUGAUGAAAAAUAUUGCGACGAUCCUAACAAUGGUAUGAUGUGGAAUAGGAUGUUUUUCAAGAGACCCGACACAGAUCGCGAAAAAGAAGUAGACAUCUGUGCCCUUGACCCACUGCCUCCGGCCUGCACGUGCAAGGAGAGGACGCGUGUGUACUGUGAGGACUGUGAUUUGCCCGCGGUACCUUUCGGAAUCCCAGCUCAAACGACAGUUUUGGAUCUUUCAGGGAAUAAGAUAAAGACCAUUACACUUCAGGAUUUCCGCAAAUUGGAAGAGCUAGAAAAACUUGUUAUCAUGCACUCGGAGCUCCGAAUGAUUUUGCCAGGAACGUUCCACUCAUGUAAACAGCUGCGAGAAGUGUAUCUAACCGGAAACGACAUCGGUGAUUUGCCAGACGACAUGUUCCCAGAGGACAACGUGCUUGAAAUACUGGACCUUCGACUCAAUCGCUUACGCAUUUUGACACGUGACUACUUUUCUCGCCUGAAGCGGUUAAAACAGUUAUACUUACUAGAGAACAUAAUAGAGACCAUCAUGCCUGCCACAUUCUCUAGUAUGCAGAGCCUGGAGUAUCUAAAUCUAGACGGCAACAACCUGGAAAAAGUAGCAGUCACUUAUUUCACAGGAAUACCAGAACUACAACUCUUAAAACUGUCCAGAAACAGAAUUUAUUACACAGAAGAAAGCUCCUUUAUAACUCUUCGUUCUCUGAAAAUAUUAGAUUUAUCCCACAACUUUAUCCGCAAACUUUCUGCAGAGAGUUUUACCGGGUUGUGGAACCUGACACAUUUAGAACUACAGCAGAACCAGAUCGUGUGGAUCGAAGAGGAAGCUUUCAAGCCACUACAGUCCCUCAUCUCCUUAAAUGUUCAGAAAAACAACUUCAGGGGAGUGAACUCCGAGACGUUUGAAAUCAUGCCGCAGCUGAAACACGUCUACUUCGACACGUUCUUCAUGUGCGCUCUGGCGCGCCACGUCAACAAGUGCGUGCCGGAGGGCGACGGCAUCUCCAGCCGCGACAACCUGCUGGAGAGCAGCGUGCUGCGCAGCGCCGUGUGGGUGGUGGCCGUCAUGGCCUGCAUCGGCAACAUCACCGUGCUGCUGGGCCGCGUGCUGAUGAAGGAGAACAACUCCGUGCAUUCCUUCCUCAUCAAGAACCUGUCCCUGGCUGACCUGCUGAUGGGAGUGUACCUGCUGGUGCUGGCCACUCACGACCUGCGCUAUCGCGGACGCUACCUGAGUCGUGACGGCGAGUGGCGUGACAGUUGGAGCUGUGACGUAUGUGGUGUGCUGACGACAGUUAGCAGCGAGGCCUCAGUGCUCAUUCUCACCGUCAUCACCUUGGACAGGUAUAUGUGUAUUCUCUACCCCUCAACCCGCCGGCGGAGCCUGAACAAAGCCUACGUCCUGAUGUUGACCAUCUGGGCCGGGUGCAUCUCUCUGGCCGUCCUCCCUGUCCUGGGGUUACGCUACUUCGGGAAUUUCUUCUACCGCCACAACGCCGUGUGCAUACCCCUGUUUCUUCACGAGCCGCGGGGUGACGGGUGGGAAUACUCGGCUUUUAUAUUCUUCGGCAUCAACCUAGGAUCUUUCUUUUUUAUCGUCUACGCUUACAUGGCCAUGUUCUCGGCCAUCAGGAGGACAGCACUCGCGAUCAGACCCAUCGACGAAAGACAAGAGCAAUGUUUGAUGAAGAGGUUUUUCUUUAUCGUCGUGACUGACUUUUUCUGUUGGAUGCCCAUCAUAGGUCUCAAAGCUGCAGCGUUGGCAGGGGCACCGAUCGACGGUGGAUUGUACGCAUGGGUAGUUGUGUUUAUCCUACCCGUAAAUUGCGCCCUCAAUCCCUUGCUGUACACGCUGACGACGAAGCUUUUCAAGCAACACCUGGCUUCCGGUCUUGCGCACACGGUGGGCAGGAGACGCAGCCUGGAGACAACGUGCAGCUACACCUUCUCCAGCAUCAAGAGUAAAGCUCCCAGCCAGCGGUCGGUGGGAGAAACCAUCGAGAUGGAACACCUGAGUUGCAAGAACAGCCCGUGCAACAUUUACACCGGUAAAAUGAAGUACAAGUACUCCCAGGGUCGGGUUAUCUUCCCACCAGAAGGGGCCGUGGCUGUUCCGUUCACCUAUGAGGCGGUCAGGACCUGGCACUCAUGAACAGCGCUCAGCGACAUCACAAAUCUUGUCACGUGACUCAGCACGUGAUGUCCUGGACGAGCCAUGGCUUCCUGCUCGCUCACUUGGCGGGAGGUAACUCUCGGAGUUCGAAAUAAGUCCUUCGAAUCCUUCCGGCAAGCCGACGACAUCCAAGGGAGACAAUUGGCACUCAUGGCCACAGCAGCAGGAAGGUCGACCGACGCAGUCCUGGAGUGGAUGAGAUUUCUCUCGUCCGAAGAAAAGUUCGGAAAUGUUUUUCUUGCUCUGUGAAGGACGUUUAUGGAAUGAUAAUGGCUGCUGCAGUGAACAGUUCGCAAGAAAUCUGGUCACGUGGUACCUUGUUUCAUGUUUGGCGCUGCUCGCCUGUUGUUAUAUCACAUCCCUGUCCUCCUUACAUCGACACAUUAAACGGGGCUUGGAGUGAAGACAGGGACUAGUAACGAAAACGUUUAAACUCUGAACUGAUAGAAGACACGUGACUAAAAGGCAUCAGAACUCUAAAAAACGCACCAAUCCUUCUGGCGCACAAUUUCCAGGUUUGGGAGAGACUGACCCUUAAACACUUUGGAACACAUGUGACUGUAAUUCAGAACAUUUUGUUAAACAAAUUUCUUUAUUUUUAUUUUCAUCGUCGAUCUAGUCCCCAUGUGGCCUCAUGGACAAACAGAACACUUUAUGUACCCUUCUCAAAAUUGUGUCUCAAGCAAAAACUAAAAUGUUUUCUAGUGAGGAAAGGAACUCAAAUAACUCAUUUUCUAAAGUGCUGAUGGAAACUGGCAGCUGAGUGUUGUUGAUGUCGUCAUCUCUUAGUUGUUAUCAGUUGGGUCAUCGUGUUUUAAUCCCAACUCGUUCAUAAACAUGGUCUUGUUGGCAUAUUGAUACAUAUCAGCCAGAUGGUGUUGUUGCGCUGAUUGCAUAUUUAUGAUAAUUGAUUAAAAGAAUUGAUAUUCUCCGCCGCUCGGCAAGAAA
Molecule: messenger RNA, 4184 nt
Organism: Pomacea canaliculata
Lineage: Eukaryota; Metazoa; Mollusca; Gastropoda; Architaenioglossa; Ampullariidae
Product: relaxin receptor 2-like
Biological process (GO): G protein-coupled receptor signaling pathway
Cellular component (GO): membrane
Molecular function (GO): protein binding; G protein-coupled receptor activity
Source: RefSeq, a predicted model, not a curated record